UGUAUGCGUGUAUAAGAUACAUGUUCUAAAAUAUACGUAGAUUAUAAAAUCCCAAUUGAAAACACUAUUUAUGUCGAAUCAAAUCCUAAAUACAUUCUAUGUUUUCAUGUCGAAAAAAUUCUUCCUGGAGUGAUCGUAUGCCGCCAUUACAUAUAAAACCCAACAUUGUUUUUUGUUUUGUAAGCCAACCACUAGCACUAGAACACUGCAGCAAGAAAAUGGACAGUAAACAAUUAAUCCCGAACUACAGUAUUUUUUUGUUACACUGUAUAGUUUAUUUCCCUCCAUUUUGUUUUUUUGGGUCGUCGUUUGUGUAGACUGCUGUUUUUAAAUAAGUGGUUUCUGAGACUUAAAAUGAAAUAUGUUCAUUCAAGUACACAACAAAAUGUAACGAAAAAAAUACUCAUUUACAAGCAAGUUUGGUCAAUGUUCAACAAUCUUUAAAAUGUUGCCCCCAACAUUAUAAUCUAGUAAUCGUGACCGAAGCGGAACAUCUUUAGGUUGCAGAAGUGUUCCCACACGGACGUUACAUGGCGUAACAUACGAGUUCUUUCCAAAUACCAGAAAAAACCUCGCCCCUGACACGUGGAGACAACAUGGCAGCAGAGACUUCUAAAGGUGCUCAUUGCCUCCAAGAUGACAAUGAUUCCACAGCACCGGAGGCUAGUUCGUCACGUGAACAGCAAGCGCAGUCAAAAACAAAGAAAAAGAAGAAAUCUGCCAAGAAAAAAGCAACCAGCUGCACUGAGGUACCCCCAGAGACAAGCGCAACGGAAGGAGGCGAGAACACAGAGCUGAGUGCAGAAGAACAGUUUAAAAGGCAACUGGAGUGGUGUAUUGAGCAACUGGAACUGGGAAUGAAGUCACAAAAGGCCACCCUGAAGCAGAGGGAGGAUGUGUCUCAUGCCCUCAAAACACUUCGCAGCUCCAAAGCUCCCCUGGUCAAGAAGAGGCAAGUCAUGAGGACCAUGGCCGGAGAUUACAGGAAAAAAAUGGAGGAGGAGAAGAGCAAGCAGUUCAAACUCAUCCAGAGCGAACUUACAUCCGCUAAGGUCAAAGUCAAGUCAGAGUCACCCAAAAAGUCGGUUUUCCACCGGAGAGCUGAAGCCAAACAGAGCCAGGCCUCAGGGGGGCACCGGAACCCGGAGACUCUUCCAGAAUCGUCUGCCUUUGUGUUUGCGGCAUCAAAAGAGGAGUUUCGGUUCAACUUUUUAUAAUUUUGAAACUUAAAAGAAAUAAAAAUAUAUUGACCCUGUCA
Messenger RNA from Syngnathoides biaculeatus (alligator pipefish), 1258 nucleotides. RefSeq names its product chromosome 22 C8orf33 homolog (gene c22h8orf33). Lineage: Eukaryota; Metazoa; Chordata; Actinopteri; Syngnathiformes; Syngnathidae. The coding region runs from base 597 to 1217 and encodes 206 amino acids. The record is from RefSeq and is a predicted model, not a curated record. The transcript is spliced from 5 exons.